UAAGACAGUUUUUGUUUGUUUUUAAUUUGAUUUGCGGUCGAUGUAAAUAAAACAUUCGCGGUAUUAUUUUACACAACCCGGCUUUUGAUUUACGGACACAUGUUAAUGUUAGGAUCGGUAUGAAAUUGUCAGAUGAUGGAGUAAACCUUCCUAGUUAACAAAAAAAAGAACCCGUGUGUAUAAACGUGUAAUAUUCAAUCAUGGUGAUAACGAAUAGGAAUUCAUUAUAAAAACAUUUUAAAAAACGAUUGUGAAACAAAAUGCUUAGCGGAUCUUUCGAGCUUGUAAAACCUGCCGAGAAUUAUUAAGAAAAUAAUGCUCUAGUCUUGAACACUGAACGCUUUUCUCAUUGACUGAAGGAACAUUGGAGCAUUUGAACUGACAGUCUGUGAUGAGUUGUUCAUCAAGGACAUUCUAUCUCGGACAGCAUCCUAUAACAAAGAAAAAUGGAUUGCCUGUGGAUGAAAAACCAACAACUAGGCAGUCAAGCCGCCUCCAUCAUGCUCAGCCCUCUGAGCGUGGAAUACAGAAGACGGGAAGUUUGCAAAAUGAGAAGAAACAGUUGAUGCAUGUUGAUUCAGCUGCAGUAAAGGAUGCAGGGAAUAUAAGAGAAAAUAAAUUGACUAAAGGAGCAUACAGUAUACCUGUGAAAGGACAGAAUUUGCCAGAAAAAAAAAGAGCUCACCUUUACGAAAUCAGUGAAAAUGGUCACCAUGGACACCAAGGGCAAAGUGCAGAACCUACCAGGCCUUCAGAUUCAGGACCUUCAUCACCCUUACUGGAAAAUGGAAGAACUAAAAAAUCAAAAGACUGGAAGGACCUGGCUCAAAAAUUGCUGUUCAGCGAAAGCAAGAGCAGUAGCAUGAGAAGGCAGAAGCCUGAUCAUGAACAUGAGACAGAAAAUUCUUCACCUGCCAAAAGAUCCUCUGAAAACAGGCCAAGGUUACAAUUCAAAGGAGAGACGUCAGCACCCAACUCUAAUGGAUCUAUGAACAAUUCUAAGGAAUACAUUCUGUUUAGUCCAACACGCAUGGCUGCCGCCAAAAAAAGAUUUGGUUUCCAGCAGCAGAAGUCAAGGAAUGGGAAUCUGUCUGUCUCAGUUCUCACUCCUCCACCCGGCCUGGAUCUCAGCUCCCUGUGCAGCUCCCCAACAGACACAGGGCACAGCAUCCACAUGGUGAUUCCUGGUGAUCAGUCAGACAAGCUGCUGCUCUCCAGCUGGGGUCUGCCCAAACCUGUGCUGGAGAAGUACCAGAGUCUGGGUGUGAAGCAGAUGUUUGAGUGGCAGGCUGAAUGUCUCACUCUCGGCAAAGUGUUGGAGGGAAACAAUCUGGUGUACUCGGCCCCAACGAGUGCUGGGAAAACACUAGUUUCUGAGUUUUUAAUCCUUAAAAGAGUCCUGGAGACUAGACGAAAGGCCAUAUUCAUCCUCCCUUUUGUUUCUGUGGCCAGAGAGAAGAUGUUUUAUCUACAGAAUGUGUUUCAGGAGGCAGGGGUGCGAGUUGAAGGCUAUAUGGGCAGCACUUCAGCCUCUGGUGGCUUUUCUGCACUUGAUGUAGCUGUAUGUACAAUUGAAAAAGCUAAUGGGCUCAUUAACAGGCUCAUUGAAGAGGACAGAAUGGAUUUACUUGGGAUUGUUGUUGUAGAUGAGCUGCACAUGCUGGGUGACUCUGGUCGUGGAUAUUUGUUGGAACUCCUGCUGACUAAAAUCCAGUACAUUGCAAAGAAAGCAGAAGAGAAGUGCUCGAAUAAAUAUUCCUCUGAUGGUGUGCAGAUUGUGGGAAUGAGUGCCACUUUACCCAACUUGGAUCUUCUCGCCCGCUGGCUAAACGCUGAACUGUACCACACAGAUUACCGUCCUGUGCCACUGAUGGAGUGGGUCAAGAUCGGCGUUAACAUAUACAAUGGCUCCAUGAAUCUUGUCCGACCUUUCACUCCUGCACUUACUGUAAAGGGUGAUGAUGACCACAUUGUGAGCCUCUGCUUUGAGACAGUGCAGGCUGGUCAUGCUGCGCUGCUCUUCUGUCCCUCUAAGAACUGGUGUGAAAAGCUGGCAGACAGCAUUGCGAGGGAGUUCUACAACCUUUACCACUACGAGAAACAGUCAGAAUCCGCAGCACACUCUGUGUCUCUUAACUAUGAGGGUCUCCAGGAUGUUGUGGCACAGUUAAAACGCACGCCUGCGGGUCUUGAUGAGAUCCUGAAGCGCACAGUUCCCUGGGGCGUAGCCUUUCAUCACGCAGGUUUAACAUUUGAUGAGCGGGACAUCCUGGAGGGUGCGUUUCGUCAGGGCUUCCUCAGGGUCCUUGUUGCCACCUCCACUUUGUCCUCUGGUGUAAAUCUGCCCGCACGACGUGUCAUUAUCAGAACCCCAGUGUUUAAUGGACAUCUGCUGGACAUACUGACCUACAAACAGAUGGUAGGACGAGCAGGACGUAAAGGAGUAGACACUGUCGGUGAGAGCGUCUUGGUGUGUAAGGAGUCUGAACGCAUGAAGGGUAUAAGUUUAAUUCAGGGCUCCCUAAAGCCCAUCAGCAGCUGCCUGGUAAAGCAUGAAGGAGAGGGAGUCACUACCAGCAUGCUCCGAGCCAUCCUGGAGAUCAUUGUAGGUGAAGUUGCCAGCACACCAGAGGAGGUGAGGAUGUAUGCGUCGUGCACUCUGCUGGCAGCCAGCCUGGCAUCUGAGCAACCUGAUCAGCCAGGUGCAGCUCGGAGCCGUGGGGCCAUUGAAGCAUGCAUGGAUUGGCUGAUGGACAACGAGUUCAUUCACAUUCAAAAGGAAGGAGAUGAGGAGAAAUACUGCCCUACUCAUCUGGGUUCUGCUACACUGUCAUCAUCUCUGUCGCCACCAGAAGCUUUGGGCAUUUUUGCUGACCUACAAAGAGCAAUGAAAGGCUUUGUUCUCGAAAAUGAUCUCCACAUCCUUUAUCAGAUAACACCAGUAUACGUCGACUGGACGACAAUAGACUGGUACCAGUUCUUCUGUCUGUGGGAGCAGCUGCCUUCUGCAAUGAAACGGGUUGCAGAGAUGGUGGGGAUUCAGGAAGGCUUUCUGGCACGGUCUGUCAGCGGGAAAUUAAUCGCUAAAACAGAAAAGCAGCACCGACAGAUGGCCAUUCACAAACGUUUUUUCACUACGCUUGUAUUGUUCGAUCUGGUCAACGAGGAACCUCUCGGGGUCGUAGCAAAAAAGUACGGCUGUAGCCGAGGACAAGUUCAGUCACUUCAGCAGUCGGCCUCUACCUACGCAGGUAUGGUAACCGUCUUCUGUAAUCGACUCGGAUGGCACAACCUGGAGCUCUUGCUGUCGCAGUUUAAAAGUCGCUUGAGCUUCGGAGUGCAGCGAGAGCUGUGCGAUCUGGUUCGUAUCUCUUUGCUGAACGCCCAGCGAGCACGAGCGCUCUACAGUGCCGGGUUGGUUACAGUGGCUGAGGUUGCACGUGCAAACAUUGUCGAUGUGGAGAAAGCCUUGAGAAAAGCCGUUCCGUUUAAAAGUUCUAGACAGGCGGUGGAUGAGAGCGAGGAGGAGGCUCAGGAACGCAGAAGCAUGCGCUGUAUCUGGGUCAGUGGGAAAAAGGCCUUGACUGAGAGUGAGGCUGCUCAGCAGAUCGUGUCAGAGGCCAGACUGCUUCUCCAGCAAGACCUGGCUCUUCUUGGUGUGGAGUGGAAGCCAGAAUCCCCCUCGCCAGAUGCUACAGUGAAAUCUGACGAAUCGACAGAUUCGGGUUUACAGCCUCUGUCGAAGAGUUUAUCCAACGAGACGGAUAUUAGGACUGAAAACUUGAAAAAGCUGGUAAAAGGAGAUCCAUCUGAUGAUAACGCUCAAAGUUCGACAAACCAAAAAAGUUCAGGAAAUCGUGAAAACACUAUGGACGCCGAGCAGCAAUCUAACGCAUUACACAAAGUGCUCAAAUCUAUACGUGCUAAAGACAAAAUGGGUCCGAUUGGCUGCAAUACUGCUGAAAAAACCUCAGUGGCAAACUCUAGCCAGAGUUCUGAUUUACAAUUUAACUCCACCUCAUGCAACGACACUCAUUCUGCAAAACCACUAUCUAAACGUAGACGGGUGGAAGAACAUGAAACCAAGAUUAAUACUGAGGCAAGGCUGACUAAAGUGGAAAAACGUUUAAUUUUAACACAACCCAGUACUUCUGCUGACAUUUUGGUGAACUCUGACACAAAGUCUAGAGUUGCAUCUGAAGUAAUACUAAUUUCAGGGGAAAAGUGUAAUUCUCCAGACUUGUACACAGAGGAGUUAGAGGAAUUUGGUGAUAGUUUUCAGCUUGACACUCAGACUGAAAGAAUGUUACUGCAAGAGGAGAAAUUGCCUCAAAGUAAUGGCAAGUCAAAGGUUAAGAAUGAAUUAAGAUCUACACGCAUUAAUGCUAUGACUGAACACAUCUCUCGUUCUGAAAAUGAAAAUCUAAUUCCAGAGAGGAACCUUGAACAGAAAAAUAAGAAUGAUUCAAAUAAAGAAGCAUCAGUAGUUUCUGAUAAGAUUCCUAAUGAAUUGUCUUCAAUUAAAGCCAAACCAAAGUACAACAUUUCACUGACUGAUAGUCAACUGGAAAACCUUCUGAAUUUUACGAACCAAACAACCGAAUCGUGUGACAUAAAGCAAAAUACACAACCCCAAGCCCAAACAGACAAUUCAGACACUGUGAUGAAUGAGAUGCCUGGAGAUACUGUGGACAACAGUCCCAACAGGAGCAGCAGUUUUCUCUUUGACAGCCUGUAUGACAGCUCCAUUUUGGAGGCCAUGGAAGACGAGGCAGGAUUUGCUGAAGAACCCAAAAGUGACAAUAUUGUAGAUGCAAAUACAAGUUUAACUGAUCCAACCUUGGCAUUAAGAAUGGAGAACAAAGCAGAAAUGGAAGAUCAAGAAGCAGCACAGUGGGGCGAGUCUUCUUUUAACCUGUCAGAAUGGGGCGAUUCUUUGCUUAUAGGAGAGCGAUAUCUGGAGAAGCGGAACAGUGGUUUUAAGAUCUGUCCUGGCUCGAGUGAAGCAGAAAAGCCCUGUUACACAGAUGACAUUGUGUCCGAGAUACAAGUGUCUCAAUGCAAAGCACCUCGUUUAGAAAAUGUCACAAGUUCUUCAUUCCAUCUGAGCCCAGGAAUGCAGGACAUUUUCGAUAAGUGGUCUGAUCAGUUUUCAACCUUACAUGAACCCCCAGAUCAAUCAGAUGCAAAUGUGAUAGAACAGGAGGGGGUGUCUGCUGGAGCUGAGCCUGAGCAUGGAAAUCAUAAAGGCUCGUUAUCAGGUUCACAUGUGACCAAAGUGAAACCAAGUUCAGUAAACCUUGAUCUCAUUCCUCCCACACCAGAGCCUGUCACACCCCGAAUCAAAAUGACAACUUCUUCCCUGCACUCGCCUCUAAAUCACCACACUCGCGUACAGUCUAAAUUCAAUUCAUCUCCAAAUCCUGGCCUUGAGGACAAUCAGCAACUUUGUGUGGCACCGAAGGCCAUGCCACAGUUAGAGACAUCCCUGAAUGAUGAAGGCUUUUCACUGCAGCUUUCUCAGGAUGCCUCCAUGUCUGCCUCCAACUUUAACAGUCCAGAAUCUUUCUCAGUUAUUGAUGUAGUGAGUGAUAAAAGACUUUUUAAAACAUUUGUAAAAGAGUGGAAAACAAAAAAGAGGUUUUCUCUGGCCGUUGCGUGCGGGAGGAAAGACGGCACAGCUCAACCAGAACCGCUUAUAGGAAGCAAAUUUAAAAAAGUAACUACCCCGAUGAGGACCAAAAGAAAGGAUGGCUUUGCUAUUGAAGGACAUGAGAGUCUAAUUGUAACUGGCUUGUCUGUAUGCUGGGGAGGAAAAGAUGCAUAUUAUGUGUCACUACAACAGGAACUAGCAGACACAGCAGAUAUAAGUGCAAGCUUAGCGCCACCUCCACUUGAUGAAAAUCUUUCGGUGGAAGAAAGGAUUAAGAGCAUUCAGGAUUGUAUUACAAGGUCUACAUCUGGUUCUGAGGGGGUGACCGUUACUUAUGACUGUAUUCAGGUGUAUAAGACAUUAGUCCUGGCAUGUGGACUUUCAAUGAAAGGCGUAUUUGAGGACCCUAAGGUUGCUUGUUGGCUUCUGGAUCCGGGUUUCAAGGAGCGCACUCUUCACAACAUGGUGACAAACUUUACUCCAGAAGAUCUGCCCUUGUUGAAUGGAAUCGGACCGGGACAAGGGGUGGAAAGUCUGGGAAUUUAUGGAGACGCAAGUCUUUCGGGUCGAUACAGAGCAGCCAUCGAGUCUGUUCUUAUCUUUAGGGUUAUGACACAACUUAAUGUGCUCAUGGAAAAAGAUGGUUUCUUAGAUGUAUUUCAGAGAGUAGAGAUGCCCACUCAGUAUUGCUUAGCCCUUUUGGAGCUGAAUGGUAUUGGGUUUAGCGUUGCUGAAUGCGAAGCUCAGAAACAUGUGAUGCAGGCUAAACUUACUGACCUGGAAAACAAGGCCUAUCAAUUGGCUGGUCACAGCUUCUCCUUGACCAAUCCAGAGGAUGUUGCUGAGGUCUUGUUCCUUGAACUGAAGCUACCUCCGAAUGGUGAUUUAAAUUCUCUAAAGAAUAAAAAGACUCUGGGCUACACCAGGCGGGCCGGGGCAGGAGCUUGUGUAAAACUUUCGAAACAGUUUAGCACGACAAAGGAUGUGCUGGAAAAGCUCAAGCCCUUGCAUCAGUUACCUGGAGUCAUUCUAGAGUGGAGAAGGAUAACAAAUGCCUUGACCAAGGUGGUAUUUCCUCUGCAAAGAGAAAAGUGUUGGCACCCGAAAUUAGAGAUGGACAGAAUUUACUCAGUAUCUCAGUCCCACACAGCUACAGGGAGGGUGAGUUUCACCGAACCCAAUAUCCAAAAUGUCCCAAAAGACUUUGAAAUCCAAAUGCCAGUUCUUAUUGGAGAAAGCCAACCAUCACAAAGUAACAUGGCUGUCAUCUCAAGCAAGACAAGGGCUAAAAUAUCUCGGAAACACCAUCAGUUGGUAUCCCUGAUCAAAGACCCAGGACGAUCCCCAGAGAAGGGGAUGCCUUUUUCUGUUAGCAUGAGACAUGCUUUUGUUCCCUUCUCGGGGGGAUUUAUUUUGGCUGCAGACUACUCCCAGUUAGAACUCCGCAUCUUGGCUCACUUAUCCCGUGACAGACGGCUUCUUCAGGUCCUUAACAGUGGCGAAGAUGUUUUCAAAAGCAUUGCUGCUGAAUGGAAAAUGGUGGAUCCCGAGUCAGUUGACGACUGCAUGAGACAACAAGCUAAACAAAUUUGUUAUGGUAUAAUCUAUGGCAUGGGAGCAAAGUCAUUAGGAGAGCAAAUGGGUAUUGAUGAAAAUGAUGCUGCUUGUUACAUCGAAACAUUCAAGUCCAGAUACACAGGCAUACAGGCGUUUCUUCGUGAGACUGUGAAGAACUGCAGCAAAAAUGGCUUUGUGAAGACGUUACUUGGCAGGAAGCGGUUUCUGCCUGGAAUCAAGGAGUCAAAUAUGUACAUUAGGUCUCACGCAGAGCGACAGGCUGUGAAUACAACAGUCCAAGGUUCUGCAGCAGAUAUCGUCAAACUGGCGACUAUCAACAUCCAGCGCAGGCUGGAGACGGAUUUUCCUGAAGUACCGCUGUCUCACAAGCAUUAUACCAGUGGGACAGGACGGGGCAGGUCUCGGUUCAGAACCUCUCGAGGUGCCUUCUUUAUACUUCAGCUGCAUGAUGAACUGAUCUAUGAGGUUGCAGAGGAUGAUGUCAUCCAGGUUGCACAAAUUGUGAAACGGGAAAUGGAAGCUGCUGUGAAACUGUAUGUGAAGCUCAGAGCAAAGGUUAAAGUGGGCCCAAGUUGGGGAAAUCUUCAAGAGUUGGAUAUUUAAACUUUAUAUAUCAUUUUUUUUAACCACAUGUGCUGCUUAACAAAAUUACUACAUUUUGUAUUUAUUAAAUAUGACCGAAUCUAUAAUCAAGUCAAAUGCACUUUUUCUUGCUUUGUAUUUAACAUCUAUUUGAAUCCUCCUGAAUGAAUAUGUACAUUAAAGAAGACUUAAUCAUGGAUUGUAUUGUGAAAAAAUAAAAUAAAAUCAUUUUUAACAAACAAGACAAUUUUUUUUAAAACCACUUUAUCAAUCUGUUUACAUUUUCCUCAAGCAUUUCUCCAUGUGUAAUUGAAUUUAGUCAGUUAUGUUUAACAGUAUGCUUCUAAACAAUUUAGCACAA
Molecule: messenger RNA, 8174 nt
Organism: Silurus meridionalis
Lineage: Eukaryota; Metazoa; Chordata; Actinopteri; Siluriformes; Siluridae
Gene: polq
Product: polymerase (DNA directed), theta
Exons: 32
Coding region: 392-7834 (2480 amino acids)
Biological process (GO): double-strand break repair via alternative nonhomologous end joining; DNA-templated DNA replication
Molecular function (GO): ATP binding; DNA-directed DNA polymerase activity; DNA binding
Source: RefSeq, a predicted model, not a curated record